Molecule: messenger RNA, 3410 nt
Organism: Seminavis robusta
Lineage: Eukaryota; Bacillariophyta; Bacillariophyceae; Naviculales; Naviculaceae
Source: the annotation of a GenBank genome assembly
GGGAAGCAGGGGGGUGGGGCAAAGGGGGCAGAGAGGGGCGAAAGGAAGAAUCAUGGGGGAAGCAAAAACUGUCACGUGGCUGAUGGAAGAGGGCAAGUGCACCAUCGGCAUCCCAGAGGGAACCGCGGUAGCUCUUUGUGCCAUCAGGGACGGGCGCGAAAAUGCUCAAGUUUAGGAAUGGAAUAAAGCAGCGCUGGGUGGUGCAAUGGAACUUCCUCCUCCUCUGGGUGAACCAUGCACUGGCACUCUUGACCAAACUCAUUGUCAUCCUUGAAGACUGUCACUUGAUCCCUGCCAAUGUUGGCACUAUCUGGGAGCCAGCCCAUCAAGCCAUUACUAGGUGGCACUGUAUUGUCAAUUUUGACACUGAUCAUGUCCUUGAAAGAAGACACAAUGAUUGUCUCUUUCUCCAAAAUCUGGAUAGUGCCGGUCUGCUUCACUCAAAGAAUCGAAUCGAAUUGGAUCUUCAAUCGAAUCCAAGACGGUGCGCACAUGCACGUUGUGGUGCCCCUGGGCCUCCUCAUUAAGCCUUGCGGUACCGCGAGCGAUGUCUAUUGAAAAUCUUUGAAAUCUUUGAAGUCUGCUUUAAUGACCUGCACUCGUAUGAUAUCAAUACUCCCUCUCGUGAUAUUCUGUUCCAGCUGUGAGGAGCCAUAGUAGAAUCACAAUGACCAACAAACAACAGCAGCCUAAGACAGCUUCAACGCCUCCUUCUUGUAACAGCAAAGGAUCUGAUUCGGGAAAUCUGGGCACGCCCAAGAACAGCCGUCACGAUCGACGUUCGAAAUCUCCCAAUACUAAGUCGAGAAACGAAAGGAGAAGUCGUUCUCCUCAAGGCAACAACCACAACAACAGUGGCAGUCGUCGCAGAAGUCGUCCUGAUGCCGUUGUGUUUCCUCCGGAUCCCGAUGAGACUGGAGCUCAAGUAGUCCAGCGGAUCUUUGCAGCAUUUGGUCUUCAAACGGAGUUCCCAGAGGACUGCCAAGACUAUGUCCAAAAGUUGAUGGAACGGCAGCAGCAGCAUCCAUCCAAACCAGAUGAUGAUGAUGAUGAUAGCGUUGUCACCUAUGCCGAUUACACACAUCUUCCAUUCAUCACUAUCGACGGAGAGGAAACGCGAGAUUUGGAUCAAGCACUCUACAUUACACGGCAAAACUUGCCCGGAACAACACCAGCGGCAUCCUCCACAGAUACUCCCAAUUACUACUUUGUCUCAUAUGCGUUGGCGGAUGCCGCCCACUAUGUACCGGCUCAUUCCCCCGUCUUUCAAUACGCUCUCCGCAAGGGUGGAACGUCGUUGUAUCUUCCAGGGCACUGCCUGCCCAUGCUGCCACCACAACUCUGUCAAGAAUUCUUGUCCUUGACGCCACGACAGAAACGACGGGCAUUGGUCUUGGACAUGUAUCUGUCGCCCAUCACAUGUCAACCCGUCAAGACAUUUUACAAAUGGGCUUGGAUCGUGUCGAGACGAAAGGGAACAUUUCGAGAAGUGUCCGAAUAUUACCAAGCAGUCGAUGCCGGAAAAUCACAUUCCUUUCAAUCCAAACAGUACUGCGAGACAUUGGAUUUGCUCCGAGAGGUGGGCAUGCUGCGUCUUCAUCAACAAGGAGGAAGUGACCAUGCCAAACAGCAUCAAUCCACCAAAAAAGGAGGAGUGGUAUUGGAUGAUAAUGGCAAACUGGCAUUUGACACACGCUGUCAUCCUCACUAUGACAGUCAAGAUUACAAUGAACAAAUCAGCCUGCUAGCCAAUAGCGAAGGAGCUCGUCUCUUACACUUUAUGGAAGGUCUGGAACACAAGGUCGGUGAGCACGACGUGAUUCAUCCAAUCUACAGGACCAUGGCAGAGCCGCGACCACAACAACUUGCCACAUUGGAACAAGUCAUACUCAAUACACUGACGGCACAUGACAUUGACGUUCCAACUUGGGGAUGGAGGAGACACGCACGCGAUGAAGACGACAAUAAUAUGGAAUCCAUUGCUGACUAUCUCGAAAGAAUUCGAAACCGACGAGACUCGUUGCUGCCGGAUUCUCCCGAAGCCAAAGUAUGGAGUGCCGUGGUGCAAGUGGUGGAGCGACAAGCACGCAUGAGCCAUGCGGUUGCCAAUUUCCAAGGAGAUCCUGCCCGGGGGCAUUUCCAACUCCAGCUCGAGUACUAUGCCCGUCUCUCGUCGCCCAUGCGCGAACUCGUGGGGUGCUUUACCCACAAGGAAUUGCGAGAAGCUCAUACGGGGACCUUUGUGUCCGCGAGUGUCUCACGGUCGCAACGGACUCCCACGAGUCCCUUGGCGGAUAUCGAGUUGCGAGAUGCCGUCAUUCGGGCGGCCAAACGAGCCAAGGCGCUGCAAAAGAAACUCAGCGGGGCCGUCUUUUUGCAUGUCAUGAACCAACUCUUUUAUCAAGACUUGAGGAUUCGCAAUGUGGGCAAACGACCACUGCGCAGGGGAGUCUUGAUUGGUUUGAACUUUACGGACAAUAGCAAAAGUCGGCGAUGUUAUGUUCAACUGGAAAAACAUAAUAACAUGGAGAUCAAAGUCUUUGCGCAAGAUUUGGAAUACUUUUACAACUGCCGUUAUCUCCCUUUGCAGUCGGACACUGCAGUUUGGUCCAUUGGACCCUUGGCAGGAUCGUUUCGGGAAGAUGUGGAUGAUCAAGAACGACCACCCAUUUUCAAAAUUGGGCAACGAGUGACCAUUCGAGUGGCCGAUUACGCUCAGUUUUACGGACAAACCAGUCGAAGUAGGUGGUGUUUCAUCAUGGACUUGGAACAGACGUUGGAAGAGCCAGAUCCUCUCCGAUUGAAUGGCAUUUGCCGCUCCAAGUCAUCCGCCUUGCGAAAUUCCAUUGUGGACAUUGAUUUGUAUUCACAACGAGACUCCACAAGCGUUGCCUCGUCUGCCUAUCCCGACGAUAUGGACGAGUGCGGCUUUUUGCUGCAGGAGGAUUGAAGGGGGGGGGGACAAAGUUUGCGGUACCGAUGGAUGGGACGACAACCCACAGGGAUGAACAGAUUGAGUUGCAGUGCCGGUACCUAUUGCAAUCAAGCUAUUCUGGACUUGUCCUCGCGUGUGCACUGGGUUGGCAGCCAUUGACAGGCUUGGUGCUGACGGAGAAGGAUGCUGCGAGAAGUCAGCCCGGAAGUAUGAAUGCUUGUCUCGAGAUCUGUUCGACGCAUAGUAGCAUUGUUGGCUCGUUCGCAAAUGAAACUAGCAGAUGUCGGGAAAACAACCGAACUCAAGGUCAUUGUGAUCCACACUACCGAGCCUAGCAAUCUCCGCGACAUACUAAUGGAAGCAAGAGUGUGAGUCACUUUAACUAUCAAGAUUUUUCGCUAGUGUAUGCUCGUGGCGCUGCCACAAAGGCCAAUCAGUUACUUUCGCUUCCUCCAACAAAAGCAAACGACAGCUG